AUGACUCUACUUGUCCCACCGGAGAGAGUGUCCUCAAGCAAUCAAAAGAAGGAUUCGGUGUCACCGUUCGACGUCCUCAGCACGUACCUGACCUUCCCUAGCAGAGACCAGGACCAGUGGUGGCAGAGGACAGGCCCUCUCGUUGGCAGAUUACUGUCAGCAACCGGAUACACCCCUGAGCAGCAGUAUCAAUUCCUCACAUUCUACCACAACCAGCUCAUCCCCCGCCUUGGUCCCUGCCCCGCGACCUUCCACUCGAGCAUCACAGUCACCGGUCUCCCAAUGGAAUUCAGCGUGAACUACCAGCAACACGGAGGCCAUCCCACCGUACGCAUCGGCGCCGAACCCGUCGACUCGUUCUCCGGAACCGACAGGGAUCCAUUCAACCAGGCGCCACCUGCGUCGACGGUUACACAUCUCACCAGAAUCGCCCUCAAGGACUUCGAUCCCCAGCUCUACGGCUACUUCGAACCAAAGCACACCCUAACUCGAGACGAGCAGAUCCGCCUCCCGACUGCCGUCCCUGGCGGCGCAAAUCUCAAAACUCAACAUGCCAUGGGCUUCGAUCUGAAAGACACCGGGAUCACAGUUAAAGGAUACACCUACCCCGGCCUGAAGGCGCACAUGGCAGGGCAGGAUAUAAAGACCCUCCUCGGAGACUCCGUGAACGACCUAAAGGCCCAGGGCAAAAUGGACUGCGUCGAGGCAUGGUCAAAGAUUGACAGCUACAUGACCGAAGUCAACGGCUGGGGGUAUCACAACCUGUGGGCGUGGGACUAUAUCGCGCCGGCGAAAUCCCGCUUCAAGUUCUACACCUUCGUCAUGGAUGUGUCGGACACGAAACUCGAGGAGCUAUGGACGCUGAAUAACCGCGCCACUGGCCCGGCGCAUAUAGAGGGCUUGAUUUGGCUGCGUAAACUCUGGGAUGUGAUCGACCUUCGGCAUGCAGGCAAGAGAGACCUCCCCGCGGAUGCGCCUCAGGUUCCGGAGAAUUCGGCGCCGAUGUUGUGGAAUUAUGAGCUGACGCCUGGAAAUCCGCUGCCGUAUGCGAAGGCGUAUUUUCCGCUGCAGGGACUGAAUGAUUUUGUCUGUGUUGAGAAGAUUGCGCGCUUCUUUGAGAUGCUGGGUUGGGGGGACUUGGCUGCUGGGUAUCGCGCUACGGUGGAGUCUUUUUAUCCUGAUUAUGACCUGUCAAAGACGUCGCAUCUGGUCUUUUGGGUCUCGUUUGCGUAUUCGGAGAAGACGGGGGUGUAUGUGAGCGUGUACUACCAUCCUUGUCCUGAGAAAUAG
This is a messenger RNA of Aspergillus puulaauensis, 1290 nucleotides long. RefSeq lists its product as uncharacterized. Gene Ontology annotation, molecular function: transferase activity, transferring alkyl or aryl (other than methyl) groups. Gene Ontology annotation, biological process: alkaloid metabolic process. The transcript has 2 exons. Lineage: Eukaryota; Fungi; Ascomycota; Eurotiomycetes; Eurotiales; Aspergillaceae. The record is from RefSeq and is a predicted model, not a curated record. Bases 1 to 1290 code for a protein of 429 amino acids.